AUUCACGCAUUGAUUCGUAUUCUUAUAUGUAUUCUGGAUAUUUGGAAAUGUGUAGAAAAAGGCAGGAAUGUCUCCAUUAUAGCCUGUGGUGAAAUUGAGAGUACCGGUGGACUGGACGCCUCAUUGGUUUCUGCAACUUCAACAGUAGAAGCAAGCGAUGUCGUCAGUUCAGUGGAACGACCUGCCCUGUGCUUGUGGCAGAGCAUUUUACGUGGCUGCUUAGCAACCGCUUUUAUCAACUAAGUGAAUGGAAUGGAAGCUGAAGACAGAUUUAUUUAGGCUUCUUCGUUUGGGAAUUUAACGCCUUUCACAUUGUCUGUCUGAUGUGUCCGCCUGUCUCCAAAUUCCAGUGGUGGCCAGUGUGAAAGUAGUUACAAUGUCCACCAGUAAAGAGCAGGCAGCAAUGAGGAAGGUAAAUGCUUUCCUCCAGGAAUGGGACCAGGGCAAUAACACAGUGCGCCGACGCAUGCUGACUGCUUUCCUGAAACAGAAUGUUGGCAAGACUUGCCCUGAGCUGGAGAUGGAAUUUGCACAGAUUGCCAGUCUGUUUUUGGUCCGGCUCACUUCAUGGAUUAAACUUACCUAUAUGUCUGGGACAUUUUUAGGGCUGAAGCUCAAAGCAGUGGGUGUGUUCCUGUCUGCAGUAAGCAAUCAUCGCUACUUAAUUGAGUUCAUCGAGGUUGGAGGAGUUCUAACACUUUUGGAAAUCCUGGGACUGGAAGACAUGAGUGAUGAGGAUAAAACAGAAGCUCUCCUCUUGCUAUUGAUAGUCUCAAAUGCUGGACAAAAAUUCAAAGAGCUUAUCUGCGAAUGUCACGGGGUAAAAGCUAUUGCUGAGUGUUUGGUGAAGUCAGAAGUGGAUAACACCCAGGAAACGGCCUGCAACCUUUUGGAGUCCCUGGCCCAUAGCAACCAGAGAUUUCAAGGCCAGGUGUACAAAGGCUUAGUGACCCUGCUGACCUGCAGCUCCCCCAAUGCCCAACAGCUUGUCCUGCAGACUCUCCACAUUGUACAGGAAAUUGUGAAGACAGCACAUCCAUGUGUUGUGGAACCUUUGUUGACAUUGCUGAAAUCUUUUCAUCUUGAAGUGCAAUAUGAGACUCUGCAGCUGAUCAGAGAUUUGAUCAAGUAUGACGUGAGAGAUGCGCUACUGAGAGGUCUGGUGGCCCUACUUAAACCUGCAAAAGAAAUUCAGAGGCAUAUAAUCAUUCAAGAAAUGGCUGAGAUAAAAGAAUUCUUGCCAGUGUUUGUUCAACAAGCAGCAGCAGCUAAAGCCAUAAGGAUUUUGUCUCAGGAGAGCCAGGAGCUGUCUCAGGACCUUCUUUCUCUUGGAGUAGUGCAACAUUUGCUGUAUGCCAUGGGUAAUAAGGAGCAUACAGACACUCAGCGACAGGCCAGCAUGGCCCUGGAGCUUUUUGUCCGCAUGAACCCAAUUGUGGAGGAGCAUGUAUGCAAAGUGAUGGGAAUUGCAUUGUUUGACUUAUUUAUGCAUAAUGCUGAGGCUUUUUACUUGAGGAUUGAUGAUAUUCAAGCAGAUAUACUCUUAUCAACCAGGGUGGGCAUCUCUCAAGUUACUGAUGAGACUGACUGCUGAAAGCCUUUUCUUCAUUUUUUUCAAGCCAGGGGUGUUCAGUCCUAUCCAAAAAGUGCCAGUAUGGAUUAAAUCUUGCUCCAACUCAACACUAAAAUGCAUCACUUGACCAAUAAAAUCAGUUAUUCAA
Molecule: messenger RNA, 1721 nt
Organism: Conger conger (European conger)
Lineage: Eukaryota; Metazoa; Chordata; Actinopteri; Anguilliformes; Congridae
Gene: armh1
Product: armadillo like helical domain containing 1
Exons: 12
Coding region: 377-1594 (405 amino acids)
Source: RefSeq, a predicted model, not a curated record